UUGUCCAUUCAAUCUUGGCUUGGACGAGCUCCACGAUCGAGUGCGCCUCGUUGUCUUUCUGUGACACCACACCGGUUGAUUUUACGAAAACAAAAAUGUAUCUGAAGUUCAUUUCGUCGUCGUUUCGUCGUCGUCAUCAUCGUCAUAGUCAUAGUCGUCGUCUGUGUAUCUUUGACGACGAAAAUAAGAGAGACAUAAAAGAAGACAGCGGUGGUAGCGUUGGCGGUGCGCGCGUAAAGUUGAGAAGAGACGGAACGAAAGAGUGUCAGUGUGUAUAAAUUUUUAUGUUGUUUCUUAAAAUUCUUUAACGAUCUUUUACUAUACGCUCGGAUUGACUUUAUAGUAACCAGCAUAUAAUACAUAAACAAUUUGGCUCUCUCUGUGUUGGUGGUUUAAAUCACACUCUAUGGAACUCAGCUCUCAAAAAUUAAAAAGAAAAAAACCUCUCAACACAGAAUUUACCUACGAUUUUCAUCUUUAACGUGUGUGGAUCAUUUGUUUACGCGCCCCCUCUACGAUAGCCCUCGAUCGUCGUGCAAGUAGUGAGUGAUCCGAUCGUGUGCGCCGGCUGUUAUAAAAGUAGCAAGGACAUAUGAACUGAACAUUAGUCGAAAUCUAUUAUUAACGCAGCGCAGUUUCGACGCUAGAGCUUAAUAUUUACGCUACUUUUUUUUCGAUUGUUUAUUAUUUUUAAUAUUUGAAUAUUAAAAUUAGUAGUGUCAAUUGUUUAAAAAAAAAUAAUUAUCUUGGAAUUUUUUUCAAUUUUUUUUUUCAAAAAAAAAUUAUAAACUUAAAAAAAAAAAAAAAUAUUUUUUUUUUGUAUUUUAUAAAUACGUUCAAACACAAAACUUUCAAAAAUGUUAUCAGAAUCAGUUCUUAUAAAAUUACUGUUUGGUCAGUUUAAAAGCAAUGAUCUACAACACACACUUUUGGUGUUUUUGACCAUAAUAUCGGCGAUAAAAUUUAUUCAGUGGCUAUUGAGUUUGUACAAGGAAUUAAAAUCCUUGCCACCAGGACCAUGGGGCUUGCCUGUUAUCGGAUAUUUGGCUUUUAUGGGAAAUGAAAAACAUACUCGAUUCAUGGAAUUGGCCAAACGUUACGGAACUCUAUUUUCAACGCGUCUCGGUACCCAAUUAACUGUUGUGAUGAGUGAUUAUAAAUUGAUAAGAGAGUGUUUCCGUCGCGAAGAAUUUACAGGCCGUCCAGAUACUCCAUUUAUGCAGACAUUAAAUGGAUUUGGAAUUGUUAAUAGUACUGGCAAAUUGUGGAAAGAUCAACGUAGAUUUUUGCAUGAAAAACUUCGUCAUUUGGGUAUGACAUACAUGGGAAAUGGCAAACAAAUGAUGGAGACAAGAAUAAUGACUGAAGUUCAUGAGUACAUUCACAACUUGCACUCAGCCGAAGGCCAACCCAUGGAUAUGGCGCCAGCAAUUUCGGUAGCUGUAAGCAAUGUCAUCUGUGGCAUUAUGAUGUCAGUUCGAUUCUCCAUCGAUGAUCCAAAAUUCCGUCGCUUUAAUUUUCUUAUCGAAGAAGGCAUGCGUUUGUUUGGAGAAAUUCACACAGUCGAUUAUAUUCCAACUGUUCAAUAUUUCCCCGGUGUAUUAAAUGCCAAAAAUAAGAUCGCUAAGAAUCGUGAAGAAAUGCAAAGAUUUUACCGUGAUGUCAUUGCUGACCAUAAGAUAUCUUAUGAUGCUGAGAAUAUAAGGGAUUUGAUUGAUGUGUAUAUUGCAGAAAUUGAAAAUGCUAAAUUAGAAGGUCGCGAUGGUGAAUUAUUCGAUGGAAAAGAUCACGAAGAACAAAUCGUACAAGUCAUCAUUGAUUUAUUCUCAGCCGGCAUGGAAACGAUCAAGACCACUUUGCUGUGGAUCAAUGUAUUUAUGCUGCGCAACCCUGAAGAAAUGCGUCGAGUUCAAGAAGAGUUGGAUCAGGUUGUUGGCCGCCAUCGAUUGCCAUCGAUUGAGGAUUUGCAAUAUUUGCCCGUGACUGAGUCAACAAUAUUGGAAUCAAUGCGCCGCUCAAGCAUUGUACCAUUGGCUACAACACACUCGCCAACAAGAGAUGUCGAAAUUAAUGGCUACAAAAUACCAGCCGGUUCACAUGUUAUUCCCCUCAUAAAUUCAGUGCAUAUGGACCCCAAUCUUUGGGACAAACCCGAAGAAUUCAAUCCUCGUCGUUUCAUCGAUAGCGAAGGCAAAGUUCACAAGCCCGAAUUCUUCAUUCCAUUCGGUGUUGGUCGUCGGAUGUGCCUCGGAGAUGUACUUGCUCGCAUGGAACUAUUCCUGUUCUUUUCGUCAUUUAUGCAUUGCUUCAAUAUAAGCCUACCCGAAGGAAAACCACUGCCCAGUCUAAAGGGAAAUGUUGGUGCCACAAUUACUCCAGAAUCAUUCAGAGUUUGCUUGACGCGACGACCCCUUACACUUGCCACUCCUGAACCAAUACAUCAAAGGAACGUUGGUUUUCACUGAAUCCAUUAAUUCCCAUGGCGGAAAAGAUGCUACUUUCGCCUGAAAUUUUGUAAGGGAAAUCUAAUACAAGAUCCCUGUGCAAUUAUGGCAACAUAAAGUGGUUCCAAAUUUCCAGAGCACGGUCUGGUUCCUAAAAUUCAUUCAAAAAACAAAAAAAUUCACAUUCAAACAUAUAUUCAAAUUCAUAUACUGACUCAUUUCAAGAAACAAAAAAAAAAUACAUUUAAAGGUAUUCAAAAAGCACGAUUGCUGGAGAAACAAAACAACACGUGCAAAUGGCUCUGAGCAUAUUUUCUGAGUCCUUGAGUUCGCGGGAUGGUUUACCAUCCAACAGCUAGCUGGCUUGUGUGAUCAAAACAAAAACAUUGUUCGAAAAAUAAAAAACAAAUGUCGUGGGCAUAUAUAGCUCCUACCAAUUUUAUCCACCCCCGCGCUGUGUUCAGUUUAUUUUUAAACAAAAAAAGACAAAAUUCUGUGGUUCUAGUUUGUAGAAAAAAUUUAUUAUGUAAACACUCAUUAUACAAAAAAAAAAAGCAUUUAUAUCAUAAACAAAAGCCAUCAUGUAUAAAUUCAUUUAAUUUAAUAUUAAAAAAUAAAUUUAAAAAUAUAUGUUAAAAUAAUAUUUUUGCAAAAAAAUUGAUUAAUAUACAAUUUGUUGAAAAGAAAAAAAAAUGUAUACGUACAAAAAAACACGUACCUUUUAUUUUUGUUUAUAGUGUAUAAAUGUAUCUAUAAAAUAUUUAAUUCGAAUAAAAACAAAAUUCUGAGUGCCAAUUAUAGAGUAAUAAAACAAUUCAUUGUA
This is a messenger RNA of Episyrphus balteatus (marmalade hoverfly), 3267 nucleotides long. RefSeq names its product cytochrome P450 18a1 (gene Cyp18a1). Gene Ontology annotation, cellular component: intracellular membrane-bounded organelle; cytoplasm. The coding region runs from base 858 to 2465 and encodes 535 amino acids. Gene Ontology annotation, molecular function: oxidoreductase activity, acting on paired donors, with incorporation or reduction of molecular oxygen, reduced flavin or flavoprotein as one donor, and incorporation of one atom of oxygen; iron ion binding; heme binding. The record is from RefSeq and is a predicted model, not a curated record. The transcript has 5 exons. Gene Ontology annotation, biological process: xenobiotic metabolic process. Lineage: Eukaryota; Metazoa; Arthropoda; Insecta; Diptera; Syrphidae.